Messenger RNA from Oncorhynchus gorbuscha (pink salmon), 2636 nucleotides. It is a transcript of the gene rep15, whose product is annotated as RAB15 effector protein. The record is from RefSeq and is a predicted model, not a curated record. Gene Ontology annotation, biological process: receptor recycling. The transcript is spliced from 3 exons. The coding region runs from base 637 to 1515 and encodes 292 amino acids. NCBI's taxonomy places the organism in Eukaryota, Metazoa, Chordata, Actinopteri, Salmoniformes, Salmonidae.
AUCAAUCUUUUUAAUCAGCUUCUUGAUAUGUCACUAACAGGGAUGUAAAACAAAUUUGUGCUCAACAUUUGAGAGAAAUAAGCUUUUUGUGGCUAUGGAACAUUUCUGAGAUAUUUUAUUUCUGCUCAUGGAACAUGCGACCAACCAUGUUACGUUUCUAUUUCUGUUCAGUAUAUGUUUUCAAAGUUACCUGGACAUAUCCCUGAUUAGAAUAAGGCACUAGGUCAUACUGGAAACAAACACACCCAACACUUAAUACAGCUCAUUUGUAUUGGAACAAUAAGAAACAGGUUUUUCCAUGUUUCCACACAUAAUUGGCAUAUAUUUGCAUAGGCAGAUGUAGUCUCUGUGGUACGUCCCUAUAACAAGUCACCAGACCAGAGGAUCCCUUCUGUGAGAGAGAAAACACUAAGGGAAGCCUGCUCUCUAAGAGUUCGGUAACCCAGUGUCCUGUCCAAAGCCAAGCAUAACCUGUAUGAGGAUCCUUCUGCUGGUUGUUCAUCUGCUUCAAUCCAGCACAUCCUAAUAUCUCACUAGGGUUCCAGAGAGGAGAGAGGGGCUGGAGCUGUUCCAAACAUCAAAGGCAGACCCAUACUGGUUAUAAGGGAAACCACCCUCUGACCUAGUCCUGUAGACAUGGGGAAGAUAGAAAGCAAACAACCAGCCCCGGACAUUCCCAAGAAAAACUCAACCUGGUGGGAGAGGCUACAGAAGAAGCCACCAGCUCCAACCAUGACCAUUCCAAACAUGAACUUUAACUUCCCAACCCUGUGGGGAAGGAGAGAGAGCAAGCUACCAGACCCAGACAUACCCAGUAUAUUCUCCACUCUGUGGAGAACCCCCAACAACCCCAACGAUUUUGUCCCUCUAUUCACCGACUGUGUGGGGAUAGCUGCAGCUAGGACCCAGGAGUACCUCCUGUUCCUGGACCCAGAGGACAAGUUCCAGCCUAGCCCGUCAGCCCUCAAUGAUAUCUUUCUAAUGACCUACAUCACCCAGAGCAGCCACCUCCACAUGACCGACUCCUUUAACUGCACCACCAUGACCAAGCAGCAGCGCAUCCUCCUGGGUGCUGACUGGGUGUGGGCUGUGCUGGAGAGGCCCACCAAGAACCCCCGCAUCCAGAUCGCCGUGCAGAUCCUGCACCUGCCCGAGAGGGGGGGAGGGCCAGCCGAGGACAUCCCCCCGGAGGUAUACACUGAAUCCAUGCAGAUGGCCAAGAUGGAGUCUGCUCAUAAGAACAAGGCAGAGAGGAUGGUGGAUUUCUGUGCCUCCAUCGGUAAUGACUGCUACGCCCUCUUUCUCCUCUUUGGCCGCAAGGGCGACCCGGGCAACAUCUACGGAGUGCUGAGCAACAACUUUCACGCUGCUAUAGGGAAGACUAAGAUCAACCGUGCACUCAUUGAGAAUUUCUUUAAAGGAUCCAGGUACUUACACACACCCACUGGAAUGCUACAGGCUAUUGUCACCAAGAGAGAUUCUGACCCUUUAACUUUGCUCAUCAAGUUUACCUGACCAGUGUGAUCGAUGACAGAGCAGCCAUAUGGGACCUUUCAGAUUACUCUGUUUACUGUAGUGUUUCACAUGGGAGGAUGGACUGUUGUGAUUGUUGGGUUUAUGCUUGCCUGGGACUUGGCGACCCAGUGUGCUGAAAUUGGCCUGUGUCCAUAUCUCGUUUGUGGACUAGUGACCCAUGCCUGCUGACAGCUGCUCACACCCCUGUGCCCAGAAUGGAGAGGUUGGGGCGCCAUGGAUGCUGGGUCAUGGGGAGUGGGCCACACAUGACAAUGAGCACAUCGUUGGACACCAGGGGAAGGUGCUCUUUCAUCAUAUCAGCAUUCACAAACCCUGAGCUGUACUUCCAGUCUGUAAUUAGAGGAAAACACAAGCUGAAUUCAACUGUUUUUAAUCAACAGAUAAGGAUCAGCCCUGCAGGCCAAUUAAACGAGCACACCCUGUUAGCGAAGAUGUGUUUCAUUUAUGUGGAACUAACGGAUGAGUGCCAGGAUAGACAAUUAGCUGGAGCCUCAUUUGCAUACUGUACCAUAUGAGGAAGCUACUGUAUAGGUGACGGGUCACAAGGCAAAACAGAAUCUAAAUAGAACGUUUAGAUCAUAGCGAUGUUGGGAUAUGAUUGGAGGGGGAAGGGUUUCCAUUCAUUCAGUUGACAUCAGUAACAGACCAAUUCAAAAGGGUUUCUGCAGCCAGUCCCUAUAAAGGGUGUGGUGACACAGCAUGGUAGAAAUGUGUUUUUUUGCAGUCCAACACGAAUGAUACAAUGGUAUUAGCCCAUGACAACCCUGUACCUUAAUCUUUUUUGUCAUGGAAUACUAUGGUCUUACCCUGUGGAGGUUUGUCAAUAGUGAACCACAAAUUGAGUUGUUCAGAGUGACUCUUCAGCACCUUUUCUAGUUCCUCCCGCAGUAGAAUAUCCUUAGUCUGGGGGCAAGAAACCAUCAUUAGAAGAAGGUUUAAAAUUGCUAGUGCUACAACUAAUACAGUAUGUCAUUGAGUCUUGUUAAACCAUACUAAAGGUGAGACAUUGAUCUUGGUUGUCUAUCGUCAGAUCGUCUGUUGUAUUCGGCGCAUGUGACUAAUACAAUUUGAUUUGAUGAUUGUCAUUGAAGUUGAAUUGA